Messenger RNA from Dipodomys ordii (Ord's kangaroo rat), 2288 nucleotides. RefSeq names its product RAB5A, member RAS oncogene family (gene Rab5a). The coding region runs from base 329 to 976 and encodes 215 amino acids. Gene Ontology annotation, molecular function: GTPase activity; GTP binding. NCBI's taxonomy places the organism in Eukaryota, Metazoa, Chordata, Mammalia, Rodentia, Heteromyidae. The record is from RefSeq and is a predicted model, not a curated record. The transcript has 6 exons.
ACAUUCUUCUAGAAAAUUACUAAUUCCAGGGAGGAAGGAGGAGGUGUCUGGUUUUGAAUACCAAGCCAGAAAGACUCCGGUAUGGAAAUGACCCAGAGAAGCAUGUCCUAAGCAGCUCUGCUGCGGAAGGUAAGGAACGGGCCCAUUGUGGAUGGUCCUUCAAUGAAGAUUUCUCCUUCUGGAAGCCAAGGCAGGUUAGAAUCCAGCUUCAUUACCAAAGAGGCAGUGAACUCAGGUCUCUUUAUCUCCAGAAAAAGAAAAAUUGACACCUUGCAUCCUGGAAGUUCAUUUAGCACUGUGAAAUUAGGAACUUCUUUCAAAUUUGGAUAUGGCUAAUCGAGGAGCAACAAGACCCAAUGGGCCAAAUACUGGAAAUAAAAUAUGCCAGUUCAAACUAGUACUUCUGGGAGAAUCUGCUGUUGGCAAAUCAAGCCUAGUGCUCCGUUUUGUGAAAGGCCAAUUUCAUGAAUUUCAAGAGAGUACCAUUGGGGCUGCUUUUCUAACCCAAACUGUGUGUCUUGAUGACACAACAGUAAAGUUUGAAAUAUGGGAUACAGCUGGUCAAGAGAGAUACCAUAGCCUAGCACCAAUGUACUACAGAGGAGCACAAGCAGCCAUAGUUGUGUAUGAUAUCACAAAUGAGGAGUCUUUUGCAAGAGCGAAAAACUGGGUUAAAGAACUUCAGAGGCAAGCAAGUCCUAACAUUGUAAUAGCCUUAUCAGGAAACAAGGCUGAUCUAGCAAACAAAAGAGCUGUAGAUUUCCAGGAAGCACAGUCUUAUGCAGAUGACAACAGUUUGUUAUUCAUGGAGACAUCAGCUAAAACAUCAAUGAAUGUAAAUGAAAUAUUCAUGGCAAUAGCUAAAAAGCUACCAAAGAAUGAACCACAGAAUCCAGGAGCAAAUUCUGCUAGAGGAAGAGGAGUGGACCUUACUGAACCGACACAGCCAACCAGGAGUCAGUGUUGUAGUAACUAAAUCUCCAGUUUGAACUAGCUGGUAUUUUCUGCUUCCUAAACAUUAAUAACAGUGGAAUUGGAGCAUUUAACCGGCCCAGUAUGACUUCCAAAAAGAAGAGACUUAUGAUAGAUGUCAAGUUUCUAAUACAGGAUUAUUUUAAGUGUUUUGAACUUAAUUUUUAAUAACGUGCAUGUAUCCCUCUGACUAAUGUUUCAGCAAUAGAAAGGGAAAAUGACUGUGUAUAAUUGUUUCAUUGACAGUUAGAGGGAAUAAUUUCUCAUCAUUAGGGAUAAAGACAAAUGACUACUUGGACCUAUAGUCACUCAGUUUUUCCAGACUGGGACAAUGGUCAUCUCUGAAAAUGAUUUGGAAAUUAACUAAUUUGGGCUUUUGAAAAACAUUUUUAGAAGGAGAUUUUAAAAAUAUGCCUAGCUACAGUAUUCACAUCAAUGAUCAUUUCUUCUGUUAUCUAAAGUCUACAUUCCACAGUUAAAAAAUUACUACAAGGAAAUGGUCCCACUUCUUCAGGAAGAAAGAAGAAAUGUUUGUAGCACCUAAAUUGUAGCUAGUUGUUUGUUUUUUUAAAAGUGGGAUUUUAAUAAGUCAUCUGUAACCCCAUCUUGUUCUAGGAACACAAAAACUGAUAAAUGCAUUUUAAUGGGUAGUGUUACCUUCUUGUGAGCUCAUCAACAAAAAAUGGAAACCAACCAGGUGUCUGUGAUUUCUAUUUAAUCACUGCUGGCCAUUAUAUAUAUCUUGUAAGGGAGGGAGGGGCUCUUGUUCCCUCCUGAUAUAAUAGAGUCAGUGCACUAACAAUUAUGUACGUUUAAACUUGAUUAUUUUAAAUUUGAUCUUCAACUGUACUGUAAAUAGGGUACUGCAUUGUAGUCUCCAUAUGUUUAUUAUUUUCUGUAAUAUUUAAGAAUUGCUUAAAAGUAUACAAAAUGUACAGUUACUAAAACAGCUAAUUAUUUCUUUCUCCUCCUUUGAAAAGAAGGGGCUUCAGGUUGUUCCUACAUGGCUAGAACCAUAAUAAACAAUGCACCUGUAAUUUGUAACAUAAGUAUUACGACGCUAGUAACAAUCUUGCAGCUUUGUUUUUCAAAGUCUAUUUUAUUUUGAUCAGUUCAGUAUAUUGCACUAAUUAUUUUAGGUAUUUUCAUUAUAUGAAAUCUACCAUGUGUCAGAGAUGAUUUAAUCUAUUUAAGUGUUGAACUGCUAGCAGAACUUGUACAUUUUACAGUAAUUGAGAAUUAGUAAGGAAAACAGUUCACCAGUGUUUAGUUUUAUAUUGAGGUGCUCAGGUUGGAAUAAAGUGGUAUAAAAAGCA